Trichomonas vaginalis G3 is the source of this 2439-nucleotide messenger RNA. Its product is annotated as guanylate cyclase protein. The transcript has a single exon. Gene Ontology annotation, biological process: receptor guanylyl cyclase signaling pathway; intracellular signal transduction; cGMP biosynthetic process. Gene Ontology annotation, molecular function: guanylate cyclase activity; peptide receptor activity. The record is from RefSeq and is a predicted model, not a curated record. NCBI's taxonomy places the organism in Eukaryota, Parabasalia, Trichomonadida, Trichomonadidae. Bases 1 to 2439 code for a protein of 812 amino acids.
AUGUCAAGCGUACGUUCUUUCAAGCGAGGAAACCAAUAUUUGGACAAAGUAAGGAAAUUACUGUUUUCUAACUCUGUAAAAUUCUCGUACUACUUGAAUAACACGUACUCUCUUGAUACACUAACAACUGUAUCAGAGGUUUCUUUCAUGUUGGCAACACAUGUCGGAAAAUUACUUGAAUUUGAAGAAAUGACAAUAGAAGUUGUCAACGGACCAGACUCUUUGACAUCUAGAAAUAACAAUAAUGCUGCUACAGAGGCAAUGAACAGUGCUUUGGAUGAAAUGCUCGAAUAUUUGAAAUCCGAAAACAGAAAAUACCAAAAAAUUUUCAAAAUUUUACUUAUCGUUUUGGUAAUUUUGAAUGUGAUCGUUUAUCCACUAAUUUUCAUAUCACAAGUCAGAAAGAUUCGCCAGAACAGAUAUGAAAUCUUACAUACAUUGACUACAUUACCAAAGACUGUCAUCAGUGGAAUCUCUGCUUCUCUUUCCAAGACGAAAGAUGGAAAAGAAGGUUCUGAUUCAGAUUCAGAACUAAAUCGUCAGGAAGAAUCGAUCAUUAAGUUGUUCAGUUCCAUCUCCGAUGGUUCCUCUAAGUCCUCCAUCGAAGUUUCCAUAUUGUUCUGCAUAAUUUUCAUUGUAAUUUUGAGUUGCUUAGGAUAUUACACUUCUAUCAACUGUUUCAUGCAAUCCUCCAAGAAUUUAGUAUUCAACAGCCACCAUAUCAACUAUCUUUAUGGUGCUGUUGUAUAUUUAUUCGCAAUUAUUGCAAGAUUAUUCAAAGUUGGUCUUGCAACAGCUUCCAGGAGAUUGGCACCAUCCAUUGUGAGUAUCGAUCAUGAAAUAGAGCUCAUCAAUGAAACAACUCCUUUACUUGUUAGUUAUUUCCAACUAAUUAGAAUUGGAGGACCCGGAAAUGCAGAAAAACCAUUCCCACAGAUGGAACAAGCCAUGAACACAGCUUCCAAUCUUCUUAAAUGCAAAGACGAUAUUGCUCCUCCUAAGACUGUCAUGGAAUCCGUCCAUUGCAUGACUGCUGGACAGCAAUUAUACAUCAGCACAUCAUUGAUCAAAAAAUAUUUCGCACAAAUGACAAGUGAUCCUCCGAUUUAUCCUGAUCCCAGGGAUAUCUCCUUGCAGCAGUUGUUCCAAAUAGGUCCUGUUGAACUCUACCAGUCUUUCUUCGCAAAGGCAGGUAACCAAAUUCUUCCUAUGAUAAGAGAUGAAAUUGAAAAGGAAGAAUCAAAACAAGUUAAUUUUGCUGUCACAUUUUUGAUUUUAACUUUUCUUUUUUCAUUGAUUAUUGUUGUUUUCGCCAAGAAUGAAGAGAAAGUAUUAUUAUUUACAUUGAGAUUAUUCCUUAGAUGUCCACCUUCUUCCAUCAUUGGUAAUCAAAGAGUAAUGGACUUGUUAUCAGGAAAAUACAAUAAUUCUAAUGAAGAAAAUCAUUCAAAACAUGUCACUUUUUCAAAUGAAGUUUGCAACAAAAUUGACACAGUUAUUGUUGUAUGUGAAGAAGAGACAGGAAAGAUUGUUCAAGUCAAUGCAGCUUUCGAGACAAUGUUUUCCAUGAAGAAGAACCAAAUGGAAGGUAAAAACAUCCAUGAAUUCUUCACAGAAGAAAGAUUCAAAGGUGAAGAUUUAGAAAAAGUUUUUUCACAAGAUGCCAAUUUAAUUUACACAAAAAGUGACAAUGAAUUAGUUUAUUUGUAUUUCAAUACGACAACAGCAUGCGGAAAGAGAAUUUAUUUCGGAACGAACCAAACAAUGAAUGUUAUGCAUGAAAAAUUGAUUGAAGAUGAAAAGAAGAAAUCUGAUGCAAUGUUGAAUUCGAUUUUGCCACCAAUUUUGGUACAAAGAGUACAAAGUGGCGAAAAGAAUAUAUCAUUCAGUGUUCAGAGUGUCACGGUGUUAUUCUUAGAUAUUGUUGAAUUUACUCCAUGGUGUUCUUCUCAUGAUUGUCAUUAUGUCAUGAGAAUGUUGAAUAUUUUGUUCAAAGAAUUCGAUGCAAUUACAAAUAGUCAUAAAACAAUGACAAAAAUUAAAUGCAUCGGUGACUGUUACAUGGCUGCUGGUGGUAUAUUUGAUGAAGUAAAUCAACCAGCUGUUCACGCAAGAGAAGUUGUUGAAUUCGGUACUCAAGUUAUCAAGAAAAUUUUGGAAAUCGAUGAAAAUGAAAAUGAAUCAUUGAGAAUAAGAGUAGGAAUCAAUACAGGAGGUCCGAUCGUUGCUGGUGUCAUUGGAACAGAGAAACCAACAUUCGAAAUACUUGGACCUGCAAUUAAUAUCGCUCACGAAAUGGAACAUCAUGGUGUUCCUAUGAAAGUGCACAUCUCUAGACCUGUCUACGAACUAAUUUACGGUCAACAGUUCGAUAUAAAGGAAAGAGGUGAAAUUGACGUCAAAGGAGGAAAGAUGUUCACUUAUUUAGUUGAACCAUAA